AUGAAUCAAGAUGGCUAUUCGCACCACCUCCACAAGACGGGCAAUUGGAUGCCAGCCGACCACAAAGUUCACAAAGAAUGGCUCGGCGGAAUAAUGAAAAAAGUCGACGAAAACCAGACGGCACUCCAUCCAGUCCUCGAAGAAUUCAAACACCUUAUCGAGACAAACACAAGAGUAUACAUGCUCCUUACCUCAAUGUUCAAAGAAGUCCCCCGCCGAAAACGAUACGGUCAUGACCCAACUGGAAACCCAGAAAUCCGCGAUUAUCCUCAUUUCUUACAAGUCUUGAACCAUCUCCUUACCACUGCCCCUUCAUGGACUGAUAAAUCUCACCGUGUGGGUCUGGUUGGGUUGCCUAUCAAUGCAGUCCUCGAUUGGCCAAUGGGUACACCAAGUGGUUAUGCAGCAUUCCUCGACCCAGAGAUAAAUGCAAUGAUCAAGAAAAUCCUCAAUGCCUGGGGUGAAUAUCUGCGCUCGCCCGCUUCAGCCGAUGUCCUGAGUACCUCUUCUCACGGCUGGUUCGGCGAAACAGGUCGUCGUGACCUAACAGCCGUCGCAAAGAUCGGUCCUACAGCCGCGACGGAUCUGCAGUUCGCCGACAUGUUUGAAUGUGACCCCUCCAAACCCAACCACGGGUUCAACUCCUGGGAUGAAUUCUUUACGCGAGUCUUCAGGGAGGGGAUCCGUCCAGUCGCCGACCCAGAAGAUGGAAAGGUCAUCGCCAAUGCGUGUGAAUCGAAGCCAUUCAGAACUGCGCAUCACGUGAACGCGCGUGACAAAUUUUGGAUUAAGAGUCAGCCGUACUCCGUUCUUGAUAUGCUUGGUCAUGAUGAACGCGCUUCGCAUUUCGUUGGUGGGACUGUCUAUCAGGCUUUCCUUUCUGCUUUGAGCUAUCACCGCUGGCACGCGCCCGUUACUGGAAAGGUUGUUGGGGCUUAUGUUGUUGAUGGUACUUAUUAUUCUGAGCCGUUAUUUGAAGGGGUUGGGGAUCCUCAGGUUUCGGCCAAGGAGAUUGAUAUGGCUGGCCAGGUUACCUCGCAAGGAUACAUUACUUCGACUGCUACCCGCGCUCUGAUUUUCAUUGAGGCGGAUGAGCCUGCUAUUGGGCUCAUGGCGUUUAUCGGUGUUGGUAUGGCUGAGGUGUCGACCUGUGAUAUCACUGUCAAGGAAGGAGAUCGGGUUAACAAGGGUGAUGAGAUUGGCAUGUUUCACUUUGGUGGCUCCACUCACUGUCUUCUCUUCCGGAAGGGUGUUGAUGUGUUUGGGUUCCCUGAACCUGGGAUGGAAGACAAUAUGCCUGUUCGGAGCAAGCUGGCUAUUGUUUCAUGA
Messenger RNA from Penicillium antarcticum, 1329 nucleotides. RefSeq lists its product as uncharacterized. The record is from RefSeq and is a predicted model, not a curated record. Gene Ontology annotation, biological process: phosphatidylethanolamine biosynthetic process. The coding region runs from base 1 to 1329 and encodes 442 amino acids. NCBI's taxonomy places the organism in Eukaryota, Fungi, Ascomycota, Eurotiomycetes, Eurotiales, Aspergillaceae. Gene Ontology annotation, cellular component: mitochondrion. Gene Ontology annotation, molecular function: phosphatidylserine decarboxylase activity. The transcript is spliced from 2 exons.